Messenger RNA from Cetraspora pellucida, 1425 nucleotides. Lineage: Eukaryota; Fungi; Glomeromycota; Glomeromycetes; Diversisporales; Gigasporaceae. The record is from the annotation of a GenBank genome assembly.
AUGUCCAAACCUAGACCCAAACCGAGGCCCAGCACUACUUCUAGUGAAGCGCAAAAAUUGUUUUCUGCUUACUUGCAGCAAGUUAACGAAAAUGACUUGUCUGUAAUAAACUUUAUAAGUUUUUGCUCGCAAAAAAAACGUAUAACCUUCAAAGACCAAGAUCCUUUACUAGAUGUGUAUUUACGAUCAUUUGAAUUUUUAAACAAACCCACAUAUUGUAAACUAUCAGUGGAGUUGCAAAAAAAAGACAUUGUAAAAGUUGAAUAUCUUGAACAAUGGUUAAAUAUUUUGAAAGAUAAGUCUGAUAACAAAGAAAAUGAUCUUUGUGAAUUGAAAAUGUAUAAUGCACGAACAUUAAUUGAACAAAUCAUCAAGACAUGCAACACUAUUCCGGAACUCGACAAUAUUUUAAGCUAUAUUCGAAAUAUUACAGAAGAAAAAAAGCAUAAAAUUGUAGAAAAUAAUACAAAGAAAUACAAAAUACAUUGUAUAGAUGAACUAAUUAAAGUUCUUUCUUGUCCAACUUCUGUAAAAAAGGAUAUUUUUUCAGUUCUCAAAAAUUUAACCAACCUUAAAAAUUUUGAAGAAGAUGUUAUUCAACUUCCUAUUACGUGUAAUCUUUUUUGUAAAAUAAUUGACACAUACAAACCCUCAAAGCCCUUGAAGAAUUGCUUUUCUGCAAAUAAUUUUCUCAGAUUAGCAAACGUUUCAGGAAAAUUCCUGUUUUCUGAUUCUGUGAAAGAUAGCUUGCAUGAUGUUAUUUCAGAAUCUUAUUCACUUCUGCAGCAAGACAAUGGAAUUCUUAAUAAUAUUUUUAAAAAUGAAAUUUCAAAAGAUGAAAUACAAUCAUGUGGAAAUGUCCUAAAAAAAUGGAUCAUCGAAUGGAUGAAUUCUCCAUUGAAAUAUACUGAAUCUCGAUAUGUGUUCAAUUAUAUAUUAUCCCCUUUACAAGAAAUAAUGGGACAAAACUUGUCCAUAAACCAUAUUGAGCCUCCCGAACAUCAAAGUCAAUGCUCUUAUGACCGUAAAAAUAACUUACACAAGCCACCAUAUUGCUGUGGUGAGACCAAAGUACCAAAAACCGUAAGCCGAAAAAUUGACAUAGCAAUUGCAUAUACACCAAAGAAUGAUCCCGAAAUAAUAUUGUAUAAACUUAUUUGUGAAGCCAAAAGACCUAGUGAACCAACGAAUGGUGAUGACUAUGAUAAACUAACACGGUCUUUAAAUGAUGCAUAUAAUAGUAUAGUUAAAAUAGUUCUGCAAACGGAUGAGAUUUUUUAUGAAAUUGAAAGAUACACAAAGCAACAGCAAGAAUUUUUAUCAUGCGUAAUUACACAAGAAAAUAGAAUUAGUAGAGAAGAAUUUUUAUCAAGUAUAAUCACACAAACACCGAUGACUCCUGAAAAAUCCAGAAAUAGAGUCUAA